Messenger RNA from Didymodactylos carnosus, 1962 nucleotides. The record is from the annotation of a GenBank genome assembly. Lineage: Eukaryota; Metazoa; Rotifera; Eurotatoria; Philodinida; Philodinidae.
AUGGCACAAAUUAGUCUGUACAGUAAUGAUGGAUUACGUUCAUCAAAACAUGUGAUGUGUGGUAAAUUUGAAUUACAAUUAACACGCUUUCAAAAUCCGAAAGGUUUAAAUGUAAAUGGUAGCUGUUGUUCUGGUCCAAAUUUAUUUUUCACAUGUUUACAACCGUGCAAAACAUUUAUUCGCCUAUGUUUACGUUAUAUAAAUCCCACAUUGGAUGAUAUCAGUAGUAGUUCAACAACAACAAAGAAUUCUUCAAGUGCUCUUCUAUCGCCCGAUUCUUGUACAUUCGGUUUUCAUGAAACACCUGUACUCGGUGGAAACAAUUUAGAUUUUACACAGACACCCACGGGACGACCAAAUAUAUUUCAAUUACCUUUUAACUUUAGUUGGAUGAGUGAUUUUGUUCUACAAAUUGAUUUGUUUAAUGAUAAAACGUAUGAUGGUAUUACAUUUCCAGGUAGUAAUCGUGAAUUAAUAUUUUCAAAGUUAAUGCGUUCAUCACUUCAUGUUGGUUCAUCGUGGUCUGAAUCAUCGUCAUCCGAUUCAUUUGAACAUGAGCUAGAAUAUCAUUAUCGUGUUGAAUGUGAGCAACAUUUUUAUGGUGAUCAAUGUUCAAAACAUUGUCGUGAACGUGAUGAUGAUUAUGGACAUUAUACAUGUACAAAAGAGGGUGAUAGACAAUGUAUACAAGGUUGGCAAGGCAUCAAUUGUCAAAGAGCUAUAUGUUCAACCGACUGUUCAUUUGAAAAUGGUUAUUGCACUCAACCAGGUGAAUGUAAAUGUCGUGCUGGAUGGCGCGGUUCAAAAUGUAAUCAAUGUGCAGUGUAUCCCGGAUGUGCAAAUGGUUAUUGUACAGCGCCGUUUACGUGUGUGUGUCACGAAGGAUGGACUGGUCCGUUUUGUAAUAAUUGUAAGUAUUAUCUGGACACUUGUAUAGGGAAAAGAGUUGAGCAAUUUACCUAUGCAUUUCUAUUAUUUUUUCUUCCAGUAUCAAAGACCUGCUCUUCUCGUCCCUGUUUACACGAUGGUGAAUGUACAACGACAGCCAAUGGGGCAUAUAAAUGUAUUUGUCGUCCGUAUUUCACCGGUGAACAUUGUGAAACAUAUUUGCUAUCUUCGGCGACCAUUUGUCAAAAUAAUUUAUGUCAAAAUCAAGGCACGUGUAUUCAAGAACAUCAGUCAUAUCGAUGUAUUUGUGCAAAAGGAUUUCAAGGAAUUUUAUGUGAUGAACGAGACGGACAAUUGCAACAAAGAAUUUUAUGUGAAAGAGACUCAUCUUCUGUGGCAGCGUUCGGUGAACUCUGUUUAAAACAUCAAUGUUACAACGGUGGUACAUGUCUGGUGAAACAAGAUGAUAAUUCAAAACCAACAUGCUCAUGUGUUGACGGAUGGCAAGGUGCCGAUUGUCGCCAACCAGUUGAUUAUUGUGAAACAUCACAUCCAUGUCGUAACGGUGGUAUAUGUUCAUCUUUUCCUACCAAAGGUUUUCAAUGUACUUGUUCAUCGAAAUAUAUUGGUCUCUAUUGUGAAAUUGAUUUAACUCUUAUUCGUCCGUCGAAGUUUCAUCAAAAUCGUUUCAGUUUAUUAUCCAUCAUCCUUUGUAUUAUUCCUGUACCAAUUACCUUAAUGGGAUGUAGUAUCAUCUUUUAUUACUAUCGACGAAAACAGCGAGCAACACAACAUCAACAAUAUCAUUAUCCUACUCUCAAUGUCGAUAUUGAAAAACUUGGUACAUCACAAAUUUGGGCAACAAAUUUAUUAAAAUCUAACAUAAUGGAAGAAAAAAUAUGUGAAAAGAAAAAUGUAAAUUUAACAUUAACAACGGAAAUAUUUCAAAAAAUGUCUAAAUUAGAAUCGUCGUAUGAAUCAGAUUUAAAAUCAUCAAAUGAGAAACAACAAUUAUCUCCAAAAAUAAACUAUAACAUUAAACUUUUACCAAAUCAUGUUGCAUCUCUUGUUUAG